Molecule: messenger RNA, 2877 nt
Organism: Biomphalaria glabrata
Lineage: Eukaryota; Metazoa; Mollusca; Gastropoda; Planorbidae
Product: receptor-type tyrosine-protein phosphatase kappa-like
Exons: 21
Coding region: 433-2415 (660 amino acids)
Biological process (GO): protein dephosphorylation
Molecular function (GO): protein tyrosine phosphatase activity
Source: RefSeq, a predicted model, not a curated record
ACAGAAAAUACUUUUGGUCAAAACUGUGCUCAAAAUUGUAGUUUGCAUUGCGCAACAAAUAAUUCAGCCUCACGAUGUGACCACAGAACUGGUGAAUGUCUGGUAGGAUGUGUGCAAGAAUACAAACAGCCUUUCUGUUUGGAAAGGAUCCCUUCUGAAGGCUCUCCAUUGACUGUGAUUUUAUUAAUUUGUAUCGUUCUUCUGUUAGCGCUCAUCGUUGUGGUGAUACUUUUCAAAUUUAAAGACAGUCUACUUCCUAAGCCAAAUGUACAGGACGACGGGGGAGAGCAGCGGACAGGUUACGAACUCGUUACCAUCAACACAACCGAACGACAGUCCAGCGCGCAUGUGACAAGCAAGGAGGCGAGGUCAAAAAUAUAUACACAAUGUGAAAGUCUUAGCAGAACUAAUUUAAACGAAUCAUAUUCCAACAUGGAAGAGGUCCCAGUCCAACAACUUCCAACAUCAAUAAGUGUCAAAGACCUGGGUUUAUACAUCUACACACAUAACAGUAAAUUUUUCCAGGACGAAUUCAAGAGAAUUCCCGAACCUGCCAAUGUUACUUAUAAAGUGGGACUGAGUAAACAAAAUAACAGAAAGAAUCGCUACAAGGACAUUAUUCCAUACGAUCAUUCUCGCGUCCAUCUCCAGGCCUUAAAUGAACCCGAGGACGACUAUAUCAACGCAUCUUAUGUUAGGGUAGGUAACUACUGUUACAGUCUCAUAUUUGUACCCGCUGUGAUGCGGACGUUACUAGAAGUCUAUUUUGGAGAUUUUGACAUGUUGGAUAUAUUUGAUACCGCUGCGGAUAGACGUUGUUUCUUCAUUUAUUGGCCUCCUUCAGUCGUAGAACGACUAUGGAUCAUCUCAGAGCAAAAUCAUCAAAACCGAUACAAAUAUAUUGCAACACAAGGGCCUAACUUUGUCAGUCUGAAUGACUUUAUCCGGAUGUUAUGGGAACAAAAAGUGGAACAGGUUGUCAUGUUGACCCAUCUAGAUGAGUAUUCAAAGGAAAAGUGUGAACAAUACUGGCCAACGUCUGGUACCAAAGAGUAUGGAACAAUAGAAGUUCGAUUGACUCAUACAAAGAACUUUACCAACUACAUAGUGCGAUACUUGGAGCUUGUCAAGGAUCAGGAGGCUCACAAAGUGACACAGUACCACUAUAUCUCUUGGCCUGACCACGGUGUACCCUCCUCUCCCUGGGCACUAGUUGAGUUUGAACAAAGAGUCUCGGCUCUAAAGACGAGUACACCCCUGGUUGUGCAUUGCAGCGCUGGUGUAGGUCGUACCGGAACAUUCAUAGCUCUGCUAAAUAUUAUGCAACAAGCUGAACAAAUAGGUCAAGUUGACAUAUUCUCCACUGUAGUCAAACUUAGACAAGACCGACUGUUAAUGGUUCAAACAGCGGGCCAGUACGAGUUCUUGCACACAGCAGUCCUCGCUGCCAUCGCUUGCUCAAAAGCAACAUUGCAUACUUCUAACAUCAAAUAUCUACCAGACAAUCAGACAUUGGAAAAUGAAUAUCUGGCAGUGUGCAGUGUUAUCUCCACUUUGAGCAGGACAAAGGAAGAAGACGAUAAUCUCGAAGACGAAAACGUGGAUGAAAGUGAAUACGUGUUUGCGAAUUUCAAAAUAGAUUUAAGAAACAGAUUUCAUUCCAUAGUCCCAAGUGACAAAGACAGACCGAUUCUCAGCUGUGAACCCCUAAACAACGGGGACUACAUCAACGCAGUUUUUUUACAGAAUUUUGACAAGAAAUCCAGGCAUAUUGUUACCCAGCUACCAAUGCCCAUCACUGUUGUUGAGUUUUGGAGACUCGUGUCACAGUACAACGUAUCAGUGCUUGUAGCUUUUGAGACAGACGCUAUGAUGAAAGAUAAAACUGUUUCCAAAUUUGCACCAAGUCCUGCUGAGAGUGCUCUCAAGUGUGGUCCUUUCAAAGUGAACAACGUGUCCUACAAAGUCGAUAACCUUUGGUAUGAACAAUCUUUACAAGUUCAGUCAGAUCUUUCAAGAGAAAAGGUGCUCAGUGUCACUUGCCUGUAUGCCAAGUUUGCUGACCUGGAUACAAGGAAACAUGUCCCACUUCUUAAGAAACUAUCUUCAUAUAAACUACAAAAAGAUCAGAAAAUUGUUUACAUGUGCAGAAAUGGUGCAACGUACAGUGGCUUCCUGUGUGUCCUGUCCUUGCUGAUGGAGAGACUUGAGACGGAGACUUCUUUUAAUGUACCUCUUAUUGUUGGAGCAACUAAAACUGUUCGUCCUGAAGUAGUGCCAACUUUUAGCCACUACAAAGCCAUCUACGAAACCCUUGCCAGCUACUUGCAUCUCUCUGCCCAAACUGUGAAAGUCAAUAAUCCAAUAUUUGAUGAGUCUCAAACGGACUAUGCUCAUAUUUAUUGCAAUAUUUAGUCAGUUUUCAACAAUACAGAGAUAAUAUGUCAUUACAUGUUUUUUUUUUUGCGAUGCGUGGUCGCUUGAACUUGGAUUGGCUUGGCUACCUAUGAAAGAGGAUCGAGGUUCGACGAGCAGAGUUGAUUUUACUGAUUGCUAAAGACAGCAUGGAAAAACCUUCUCCCUGAUACUCCCUUUCUUCCACUGGUCCACAAAUGAGAUUGGACCAUAGCGCUCUGAGCUAUAAACAUGAAAGUAGAACUAUAUAAAAGCUGUAAUUUAUUUUUUGUUAAUUUUGUUUUAACUAUAUACUUGUAGGCCUAAUAUUGUAUUUGCACUGUUAUGUUUUUGUGAUUUUAUAGACUCCAUGACUCUUCUAAAGGACGCUACAUUUUUUUAGCGUCUCAAUUGCAAACUAAUUUUUGUAUUUUUAAUUAUUUGUUGCCACAUUUUUUAAAAAAUAAAUUUCCCUUUUUUGUU